AGCCCAACAAAUUAGUACCAAUGGACAAGUUUGUGCGUCCUAUUGAUGGUAAAUCAAGCAAAGAGGAAGCCUUGAAGCAGCUAAGUAUGAAUGAAGCACUAUUCAAGGAGAGAAGAGGUCAAUGUUCACCAUAUGUUGCUAGAUGGGUGUAUUCACAUGGCAUACCAUUUAAUGCUCUUGACAAUGAUGAGUUUUGUCAAAUGUGUGAGGCCAUAGGCAAAUUUGGUCCUGGAUAUGAGCCUCCUACUCAAUAUGAGCUUAGGGAGAAGUUGUUGAGUGAUGAGUAUGCAAGGACCAAGAGUUUGUUAGAUGAACGUGAGAAGGAGAAGAUAAAGCUUGGGUGCACCAUCAUGACAGAUGCAUGGACGGACAUGAAGAGGAGGAGCAUAAUGAAUUUGUGCAUGCAUUGCAGUGGGGGGACAAGUUUUCUCAAAUCAAAGGAAACAUCUGAUGUGUCACAUACAAGUGAAGUCAUAUUUCAGCUAGUGGACAGCACAAUUGAGGAGGUAGGGGCGGAGCAUGUGAUGCAAGUGGUGACGGACAAUGCUUCCAAUAACAUGGGAGCCAAGAAAAUGUUGCUUGAGAAGAGGCCGGAGAUCUUUUGGAGCUCUUGUGCAACUCACACUAUCAACUUAAUGCUCCAAGGAAUUGGCAGCCUCAAGAGAUUCAAAACAAUAAUUGAUCAAGCAAAGAACCUCACCAUCUUCAUCUAUGCGCAUCACAAGACUUUGGCAUUGAUGAGGGUUGCUACAAAAAGGAGAGAUAUCAUAAGGCCGGGGGUGACUAGAUUUGCUUCCGCUUUUCUCACAUUGCAAAGUUUGUUGGAGAAGAAAGAUGCUUUAAGGUAUAUGGUGGUUGAAAGAGCUUGGGAAGAUAUGAAAAAUGUGAAAACAAAGAAAGGCAAGGAUGCAACGGCAACGGUGAUGGAUGCAAACUUUUGGAAAGGUGUGCUCCUAUGCAUAAAGGUGUUUGAGCCAUUGGUGAGAGUACUUCGUUUGGUUGAUGGGGAUAUUAAGCCAUCGAUGGCUUGGUUGUAUGGAGAGUUGGUGAAUGCAAAGAGGGAGAUGAAGGAGGCAUUUAACAACUUGGAGAGGAACUACAAAGAUACUAUGGGCAUUGUUGAAAAGAAGAUGAAUGGAAGGCUAGAUUCUCCACUGCACAUGGCCGCAUAUGUGUUGAACCCACACUAUAGUUAUGCAGAUAGCUCCGUCUUUACCACUGCAAAUGAAGGAUUUCAGGAGUGUGCUGAACAAUACUAUGCAAAUGAUCAUGAUACUUGCAUGCUGGUUGUCAAUGACGAGUUUCUGAAAUAUGAAAACAAAGAAGGAACUUUUGGAAAGAAGCUUGCAAAAGCAUGUGAAAAUAAAAGCUACAGCCCCGUUGGUUGGUGGAAGCUUUAUGGAGGAGAAACACCAAAUUUGAAAGAAAUGGCUAUGAGAAUCCUCUCUCUGACCUCUAGCUCUUCUGGUUGUGAAAGAAACUGGAGUCCAUUUGAAUCGAUACAUACCAAGAGAAGAAAUAGGCUCACAACGGAGCGAUGCAACAAUUUGGUCUUCAUAAGGUUCAACAAUAGGAUGUUGUCUAGGAAACAAAAGCUCCUAGAGAAGAAGAAAUGGGAUGUGCUCAUUAGCACCGAUGCUACCAAAGCUCAAGGAUUUCUAUUUGAAGGAGGGGAUGAUUAUGCAAGCGUUGUUUAUCUUGAUGAGGAGGAUGGAGAUGUUCAUCUGGGUACGGGGAUAUCAUGGGAUCUACUUGGUGAAGCAAUGGGAGCACAAGAGCAACUCCAACUUCGGAGGAGUGCAAGAGUGAGAGACCUUGAGGAGGAGGAGUUUGAAUCCGAUCAUGAUGAUGAUGAGAUAGUGGAUGAAGAUGAGAUUGAGUAUGAGGAUGAUUGA
Triticum dicoccoides is the source of this 1895-nucleotide messenger RNA. RefSeq lists its product as uncharacterized. The record is from RefSeq and is a predicted model, not a curated record. The coding region runs from base 21 to 1895 and encodes 624 amino acids. NCBI's taxonomy places the organism in Eukaryota, Viridiplantae, Streptophyta, Magnoliopsida, Poales, Poaceae. Gene Ontology annotation, molecular function: protein dimerization activity. The transcript has 4 exons.